Messenger RNA from Bubalus bubalis (water buffalo), 3106 nucleotides. It is a transcript of the gene GLUD1, whose product is annotated as glutamate dehydrogenase 1. Gene Ontology annotation, cellular component: mitochondrion. Gene Ontology annotation, biological process: L-glutamate catabolic process. The record is from RefSeq and is a predicted model, not a curated record. The transcript is spliced from 13 exons. Gene Ontology annotation, molecular function: L-glutamate dehydrogenase (NAD+) activity. Lineage: Eukaryota; Metazoa; Chordata; Mammalia; Artiodactyla; Bovidae. Bases 168 to 1853 code for a protein of 561 amino acids.
CCCAAAGUCCGUCCUCCCCGUUAGGCGGCUAGCGCCGGAGGGGAGGGGAUAGCCAGGAAGGCAGGAAGCUGUGGCUUAAAAGGGCAGCCCGCGCCGGGCCCUUCCUCCCUCCGUCCGUCUCCGGGCCUGUGAGAGCGCUUCUCCUCCGUGGCCUCCGUCCCGCCGCCAUGUACCGGUGCCUGGGUGAAGCGCUGCUGCUGUCCCGCAUCGGGCCCGCCGCCCUGGGUUCCGUGGCUGCCGACUCGGCCGUGCUGCUGGGCCGGGCCCGCGGGCAGGCUGCCGCAGCCGUCGCCGCCCCGCAGCCGGGGCUUGUGCCACCCGCUCGGCGACACUACAGCGAGGCGGCGGCCGACCGCGAGGACGACCCCAACUUCUUCAAGAUGGUGGAGGGCUUCUUUGACCGCGGUGCCAGCAUCGUGGAGGACAAGCUGGUGGAGGACCUCAAGACCCGGGAGACCGAGGAGCAGAAGCGGAACCGGGUGCGUGGCAUCCUGCGGAUCAUCAAGCCCUGCAACCAUGUGCUGAGCCUGUCCUUCCCCAUCCGGCGCGACGACGGCUCCUGGGAAGUCAUCGAGGGCUACCGGGCCCAGCACAGCCAGCACCGCACGCCCUGCAAGGGAGGUAUCCGUUACAGCACUGAUGUGAGUGUAGAUGAAGUAAAAGCUCUGGCUUCUCUGAUGACAUAUAAGUGUGCAGUGGUUGAUGUGCCAUUUGGGGGUGCCAAAGCUGGUGUGAAGAUCAAUCCCAAGAACUAUACUGAUAAUGAAUUGGAAAAGAUCACAAGGAGGUUCACCAUGGAGCUGGCCAAGAAGGGCUUUAUUGGUCCUGGCAUUGAUGUGCCUGCCCCCGACAUGAGCACAGGCGAGCGGGAGAUGUCCUGGAUUGCUGACACCUACGCAAGCACCAUAGGGCACUACGAUAUUAAUGCCCAUGCCUGUGUUACUGGUAAGCCCAUCAGUCAGGGUGGAAUCCAUGGACGGAUCUCUGCUACUGGCCGGGGAGUUUUCCAUGGGAUUGAAAACUUCAUCAAUGAGGCUUCUUACAUGAGUAUUUUAGGAAUGACACCAGGAUUUGGAGAUAAAACAUUUGCGGUUCAGGGAUUUGGUAAUGUGGGCCUGCACUCGAUGAGAUACUUACAUCGUUUUGGUGCUAAAUGUGUUGCUGUUGGUGAGUCUGAUGGCAGCAUAUGGAAUCCAGAUGGUAUUGACCCAAAGGAACUGGAAGACUUCAAAUUGCAACAUGGAACAAUCCUGGGCUUCCCCAAAGCAAAGAUCUAUGAAGGGAGCAUCUUGGAGGUUGACUGUGACAUACUGAUCCCUGCUGCCAGCGAGAAGCAGCUGACCAAGUCCAACGCACCAAGAGUCAAAGCCAAGAUCAUUGCUGAAGGUGCCAAUGGACCGACAACUCCAGAAGCUGAUAAGAUUUUCCUAGAGAGGAACAUCAUGGUUAUUCCAGAUCUCUACUUGAAUGCUGGAGGAGUGACAGUGUCUUACUUUGAGUGGCUGAAGAAUCUAAAUCAUGUCAGCUAUGGUCGUUUGACCUUCAAAUAUGAACGGGAUUCUAACUACCACUUGCUUAUGUCUGUUCAAGAGAGUUUGGAAAGGAAAUUUGGAAAACAUGGUGGAACUAUUCCCAUUGUACCCACAGCAGAGUUCCAAGACAGGAUAUCGGGUGCCUCUGAGAAAGACAUCGUGCACUCUGGUUUAGCUUACACCAUGGAGCGCUCUGCCAGGCAAAUCAUGCGCACAGCCAUGAAGUAUAACCUGGGACUGGACCUGAGAACGGCCGCCUACGUCAACGCCAUCGAGAAGGUCUUCAAGGUGUACAAUGAGGCUGGCGUGACCUUCACAUAGACCAGGCUGUGGCUGACUUCCUCACUGCCCUUUCACCUCUUCAUCUGCAGACCUAUCACGAGUUUACAUGUAACCACAGAAAUCUCUCUCUCAUGACUUAACAGAUAAUGGACACCAUUCGCAACAAGUCAAUCCAAAUCAGCCCCUUAAGAAAAAAAAUUAAGGUUAGGGGAUCAUAUAUAAGCUAAUAGGUGAUCGUAGAAAUUAGCUAUUCCAGAGAGUCGUUUGGGCAUUCUGCCUUUAAGUAGUUUCUCCCACCUGCCUGUGCUGCCUUUCUCCAUGGCUGCUCCUCGGCACAGUCGGCUGUGGCCCUAGGAAGGCACCUGCCAGCCAAGACCAGUCGGUCACUUGCCGCUUCGGCUCUGAACACGUCUGUCAGGAGCUUUGACACACGUAAGGAGCAGGUACGUGGCAUUUUCAGGAGGUAGCAUGGUUCUCAAGUGAAUUAUUGGUAUUUUACAUCAGCAAAAUAACUCGAUUUUACAGGUUACAAACAAAAACAAAAAACUGUUUCUCUUUAUGUAUUUUAUUUUAGAAAAAGUACAUGCUGCUGUAAGAAAAUUGCCUUUAAUCAUUUAACAAGCCUAACCUUGACUCAAGCAGUGAAUGCCUAUAAACAUAAUAAAUGAAAAAAGCUAGUAUUUUUAUAACAUAAAACAGUAUCAUUUAUAGCUUGUCAAUUGCAUACUGUCAUCCAGCAAAAAUAAAAAGCCCAGUAGAGAAUUAAGUUAUCUUCAUACCUGCAAAUGAUGGAGGCUAUUUUUGUUAAGGCUGUCGGAAUUUACUAACCACAAUUAUGAUAUAUAGUCCAAAGAAUGUAGUAACCUCCUUAUCAUGUUAAUUAAUUGUUCUCUUUUGAAGAUCUGUUGCAUUGACUAAUUGAACGAUAAUUCAAGUAGAGUGUCCCAGAAAAAACUGCUUGGGCUCCCUCUUCGGAGUCUGGCUGGCAGCGCUGAGCAUUGUCAAUUGCCCCAACUCGCCCUGACUUUGUGUCCUCGUUUAGAGGCCUCAUCUUUGCACACGGCUUCGUCCCCAGUGGGCUGGAAGCAACCUGGGGUGUGUUUUGUUGGGAGUUGUUUGGCCAGGGCCUAGCAGUGCCCCAAUGAAGUACUAGAGAGUAUUUAUGUAAGAAUGAGCUUUUCUUUUUUUUUUUUUUUAAACAAUAAUAUCCUUUUAGAAAUUUCUAACUACUUUGUAACUGCAUGACUUAACCUGGUGAUAAAACAGUUAUUAAAAAGACUACCUUUUCCAAA